UUCUGUAGUCAGAGCAGUGAGUGCCCCCGCUGCCCCCCUUCCUGCUCCGAGUGAAAACUGAGAUAGUGAGGAAAAAGCAACGGGAGGAAAGACCAUGGAGGGAGAAAGCUGGAUGUAUUAGCCAGUUUGCUACUUUGGGCAACUUUUUCCUUCUUAAGUUUUUGCCUGCGCAAGUCAAAGCGUCUCAAUGUGGCGAUAUCCGGUGUGUAUUGUAUGUGCUGGGAAAACGUCGUAAACCUUAACAUUCAAACAUUGAACGACAGUCUGACCGCGGACUGUUAGCACAACCCGACGAAAGUUAGCCUGUUCCGGCUAACUUAGCCUGUCUCGGCUAGCAAGAAAGGACAAAAAACAGUCUAGUGGAAAAGGAGUUAAGGGUAGAAGUGACGCUGCGGCGUCAAGUAACUAGUAAUGUUGCCUCUCGGGAUUAACUUCAGAUACGGAUGAGAAAGAAAUUGGCGACUGGGGAACACCGAGAGCAACUGCGAGCCAGAAGACCACUGCUAUGUUGGGGUUGAUUCAGGGCUCUGGCAGCCCGCCUGAGUCCCGAGGUUGGCCACACUCGGUGCUGUGGAGGUUCGGGGGCUUCUUCUUCCUUCUGCUGCUGGAAGGGGCUGGCUGCCUCGCCAGCCCGAGCAGUACUUCUAGCGUCAACAACAACAAUAACAACAACGACAACAUCAACAACCCUAGUGUCAACAUAUACAUGAGUGUUGAGGAAGUGAAGAAACUUUUGGGCCUAGAUGCAGAGCUCUACUAUGUGCGAGACGACGUGGUGAAUCAUUAUGCUCUCUCCUUCACCCUGCCUGUGCCCAGUGAGACCAACAGCCUUCACUUCUCAUGGCAUUCCAAGACAAAGGUUGACUACCGGCUUGGCUUUCAAAUGGAGAACCCUGUUGCCAUGAAUCAACCACGGAGCAACAUCUCCAGUCAGGGGGAGGUGCCCCGUGUUUCCUCUGUCUUCAGAGUGGACCUCUUCUGUUCCGGCAAGGUAGAUUCAGAGGCUAUGUUAACAGUGCAGCUCAAUCUCACCAUACAUGCCAACAACUAUACAGUGCUCAACUUCAAGAGGAGGAAAAUGUGCUAUAAAAGAAUAGAUUCCGACCCGAAGAUUCCCGUUCCCCUCAAAAAUAACACUCUUCCGCGGUCUGACUUAGAUGGUCAGCCCACCCCGACCACCUCCACCCAGGUGUUCUACAUAAGUGUGAGCGUCUGCUGCAUUGUCAUCUUCCUCGUGGCCAUCAUCCUGGCCAUCCUGCACCUGCACAGCAUGAAGAGAGUGGAGAUGGAGGACAGUGUGAGUGACAGUGGAAGCUCGCAGGGCCUUUCUCAGCCGUCCACACAGACCACACAGUACCUGAGGGCUGACACUCCUAACAACGCAGCCCCCGUCACCAACAAUCACCCUGGUUCUGCACCCAUUCUCCAGCUUGCUGCCUCCUCCUUCCAAAACCCCGGUGCCCCCCCUCAUGAAACCAAAAGUUACCCAUCCCUCCGCAUUGAGAAGAACGACCUGAGGAGUGUUACCAUGAUGGAGGCCAAGGCUAAAGUGAAAGACAUUGCCAUCUCAAGGGAGAGGGUCACAUUACGAGAUGUCUUGCAUGAAGGCACGUUUGGCCGCAUCUUCCACGGUGUUCUGCUGGAUGAAAAGGACCCCAGUAAGGAAAAGCAGGUCUUUGUGAAGACAGUGAAAGAUCAUGCGUCUGAGGUGCAGGUGACCAUGAUGUUGACUGAAAGUUGCAAGCUUCGUGGACUUCAUCAUAGAAAUCUGUUGCCCAUAAGCAAUGUGUGUACGGAGGACGGAGAGAAGCCCAUGGUGCUGUUGCCUUUCAUGGCUUGGGGGAAUCUCAAACUGUUCCUGCGACAAUGCAAGCUAGCUGAGGCUAACAACCCACAGGCGAUCUCUCAACAAGACUUGGUUUACAUGGCCAUCCAGAUUGCAUGUGGAAUGAGUUACCUGGCUCGUAGGGAGGUCAUACACAAAGACCUCGCUGCCAGGAACUGCGUCAUUGACGACAACAUGCAGGUGAAGAUAACAGACAAUGCCCUUGCCCGGGACCUAUUUCCCAUGGAUUACCACUGUCUGGGGGAUAAUGAGAACAGGCCGGUCCGCUGGAUGGCCCUGGAAAGCUUGCUCAACAACGACUUCUCUAGUGCAAGUGACGUGUGGGCCUUCGGAGUGACUCUGUGGGAGCUGAUGACCCUGGGUCAGACCCCGUACGUCGACAUCGACCCCUUUGAGAUGUCGGCCUACCUGAAGGAUGGGUACAGAAUAGCACAACCAAUCAACUGUCCAGAUGAACUGUUUGCAGUGAUGGCUUGUUGCUGGGCCCUGGAUCCAGAGGAGAGGCCCAAGUUUCAGCAGCUUGUUCAGUGUCUCACAGAGUUCCACGCAGCGUUGGGCGCCUACGUGUAAAAAAAACAACAACUAAAAACAAGCUUCUUCCUUUCUUCUUUUUUUUUACCACAAACCGCAACACUAAAGGCUGGUGGACACUAUUCAUAAGGAAUACAUGAAAUAUGAAAAUGUGCCUUAUCCGAUCAAAGAGCAGACUUAAGCCUGAUGCUUGUAUUUUGUACAGUUCUUUUUGGAGUUUUUAUAUAGUUGAAUUACCUUCUUACAGCAUAGCAAAGUAAAAGGAUUCUUUGUUAAAUAUUGUUUGCUUUGAAAGCGUCUAGAAAUGGCAAUUACGAUGCUCUUCCCUUGCAUUCCUGGACAUUUACGUGCCAUCGGACACAUUUUUUAAAGAACAAUUUACGCCUCUGACAACCUGGUUUUAAAGACAGUAUUUUUUAUUUUCUACAGUUUUGUAACUUAGUGAAACAGUGUAGAUGUGUUGUGGAUGAGAAUGAUUUUAGGUACCAAAGUAGGCUUAAGGGCUUCGUUUUUAUAUGUAACCAUACUCUCAAACAUGCUGCUUCACUCUGCUAAUGGUGAGCUUUGGCCUCUUGGAAAUCACAUUUGUGUUGAGAGGAUUUCUUUACGAAGGGUACACUGAUGACACUAAAGAAACUUUUCUUCGUGGAUCGACAUGGACACCACAGCUUGUACAAGAUCAGCAAAGCUACAUAAAGGACUUUUUUAAAAACAACAUCCAGAGUGAAUUUUGGACACUAUUAUUAUUUGAAUGACACCACCUUCUUCCUCUUUUGUAAAAAUAUUUUCCCACUAUCACAACCUCCAAACAAAAUUAUCUUUACGUCUCUAUUUUAUAAGCUUGACUGUUCUGCGUCAGAACACAGCCCUUCACAGGAUUAAUUUGUCUUUUUCUUUGUCAGUAACUAGAACACUAAUAAUGACUGUGAACACACACAAACUGCCUACCAGCUUGGUCUAAUCUUAUUCUUACACCUUUUACAUCUUUGUGAUGUGUUUUUAUGGUCACUGCAUGUUGAAUUAAGGUUUUAAACUGCUUCCCGAUUUCAUAUCCACAAAUUAAAUGGGAUCUUUUUAAAUAUA
Molecule: messenger RNA, 3460 nt
Organism: Cottoperca gobio
Lineage: Eukaryota; Metazoa; Chordata; Actinopteri; Perciformes; Bovichtidae
Gene: ryk
Product: receptor like tyrosine kinase
Exons: 16
Coding region: 506-2416 (636 amino acids)
Biological process (GO): multicellular organism development; cell surface receptor protein tyrosine kinase signaling pathway; positive regulation of neuron projection development
Cellular component (GO): plasma membrane; signaling receptor complex
Molecular function (GO): protein kinase activity; ATP binding
Source: RefSeq, a predicted model, not a curated record